Paramuricea clavata is the source of this 360-nucleotide messenger RNA. The record is from the annotation of a GenBank genome assembly. NCBI's taxonomy places the organism in Eukaryota, Metazoa, Cnidaria, Anthozoa, Malacalcyonacea, Plexauridae.
AUGAAGGAAUACGCUGACAAACGACGACGUUCUGAAACCAGCGAAAUAAAAGUAGGAGAUACAGUCCUAAUCCAACAACCGAAAGCAAACAAGUUGUCCACUCCUUUUAAUCCACGUCCUUACAAGGUCGUAGCGAGAAAAGGAAGUAUGGUCACUGCUGAACGUGGUUCUCAUAAACUUACCCGCAACGUUUCGUUUUUCAAAAAAAUUAAAGCUACCUUCAUCCCGAAAGAUGCGACAGUCGAUGAAUCCGAUUAUCCAAUCCCACAUUCCCAACACAACUUGAAGGAACAAGUUGCACCACCACCUCACAGAAGAUUUCAACGGAACAGACAACCUCCCAACAGACUGAGAUAUUAA